Suillus clintonianus is the source of this 792-nucleotide messenger RNA. RefSeq lists its product as uncharacterized. Lineage: Eukaryota; Fungi; Basidiomycota; Agaricomycetes; Boletales; Suillaceae. The record is from RefSeq and is a predicted model, not a curated record. The coding region runs from base 1 to 792 and encodes 263 amino acids. The transcript is spliced from 2 exons.
AUGCCCCCCUCACUUGGUAUUCCUGCUGUUUCUCCCGUCGUCGAGUCUAGUGACGGUAAAUUCAUCCAUGACAGUGCUCAUCAUGUCCGGCUUCAUCACGAGCCUAGUAGGGGAAUGAAAUCCACAGACCCCAACUCUCCCAAUGAUGUAUCAUGCCUCCCACCCGUAAUAUAUCAUAUGUCGUGCUACGCAAAGCGGGCUAGCUCGAGAUUCAAGCCUUAUCAGCCGGGCAGGCAGGUCCCUACAGCCCUAGAGCACCGUUUCAUGAAGAAAAACAUUCUGAAGCGCAAUGAGGCUGAUCUCAGUCUGAUAGACGUCCAGCAGGGCAAAGAGAUCUUCAACAACGGUGUGCGGCAUAUGUCAGACGCGAUUCUCCAGUCAGCUGUUAUCGCAAAGCGAGCUGAUGCUGAAAGCAAGCGCUUGCACACUCUCACAACAGCAUGGGACCUCGAGUCAACUGAAAGACACGCGGUACUUCUUCAAACAAUUCUCAAGGAUAAUGCGGCACAGUAUCUUGAGAGCCUGGCAGAGGCAGCCUUUUUCGAAUCAGUGAUGGUCAAACGUUCCUAUCAGCAGCUCGAAGAUGACGCUGACUUCACCGUCGCUGCGUAUACACACGAUACCACAGCACACAAUAUGGUGGACAAGCAACUUGAUCAUCUAGAAGAGAUUGGUGCUGAGCGGGGCUUGUCCUGGGAGGACACUGAUGAUACGGACGCGGUCAAAAAACGCUUCACUGGAUGCUUGGAUUCCAUGCUGGGAGAAGGGAAGAAUAUGAUCAUGGUUUCCUGA